CAAGAUACAGUCACCAUAGAAACGAAACAUUUAUGGUCAAUGUCACAGCAGAAAUUGCAGCGUAUUUUCACUGUGUUCUGUGAAGAUUACGUUUUGCUGUUCGGGAGCAUUAUGACACGUUUACGAAUCGAUUGAGCCGCUCAUAAUCCAAAAAUGAUCGAAACGCCGUGCAUAUGCAAAGAAAAAAAGGAGGAUGCGGAAGGAGAGGAAAUUUCUUUCGGUCCUCGAACCGAUGACAUUUAUCGAACCUGUAAUCUUCCAACACGAUUUAUGUACCCACGAGUGUUCAAAGGAUACCGACAGGACGAGAGUCCGCCUCCGCAUCCUUGUUACAGGAGCUCGUCGAUGGAUUACGGAUGGUACGCACCGACGAUUCACACCGUGCCCACCUCUUAUUAUCCACGAAAUACUUGUUUCAGCGACAACCAGGCCCGUGGUGGCAUGUACCGUAAUUGCUCGCUCAAUACGGAACUGGAUAAAAGCAUGGUUUAAUUUUUUUGCACAUCCUCUUUAACCAUAAUUUUUUUCAAUUUAUUUAGAUCACACUAUCUUUUGUAAAGUAAAUCGUAGUUUCGUAUCGAUGGUGUACUAUAUAAUGUAUCCAAUAAAUUUAAAAAAUAUGAAGCUUGUGCAUUGAAAGGCGCUAAAAAUUAAAUCGUAUUUGAUAUUUAAGAAAGUAUAAUUUGAUACUUCAAGUCUUUAUAUCUAGAAAUUAUUUUGAUAAUUUUUAUAUUUAAAAAUGCUUCAAAAUUAACUGGUGAUGAGGUUGUGAGAUUGACGACAGUCAGAAGUAUAAUAUUUUAUUUUGUUUUUAUUGUUACAGUUUAGCUUGACGUAUCGCAGUAAUCGUAUUUCAACGAGAACCUAGUCGAGCUACGCAGAAUUACACGGUGUCCCGAAAUCUAGCACAGAAUCGAAAGUCGUUCUUCUUUUCAUACGAUCGCGACUACUGGGAUUUAUCGUUCACGUACUUGUUUUCACUAACGUUUGUCUUCGUUACAGCUUCAUUUAGGAUUUAGUAAUCAGGGCCUGAAAGUUACUCUGUGUUACUCGACCUCGGAAGUAAUUACGACAUUUUAUAAUUUUUAAAUGCAUGUCAUUCAUCCAUUACGCUGCUUGGUAUGACCAUCAUAGAAGUAAUUAUAACUUCAACAUAUAUAUAUAUAUAUAUAAGAGUUUUUAA
Messenger RNA from Bombus pyrosoma, 1183 nucleotides. RefSeq names its product UPF0691 protein C9orf116 homolog. The transcript has 2 exons. The coding region runs from base 154 to 492 and encodes 112 amino acids. The record is from RefSeq and is a predicted model, not a curated record. Gene Ontology annotation, biological process: axoneme assembly. NCBI's taxonomy places the organism in Eukaryota, Metazoa, Arthropoda, Insecta, Hymenoptera, Apidae. Gene Ontology annotation, cellular component: axonemal microtubule.